This is a messenger RNA of Castor canadensis (American beaver), 2813 nucleotides long. NCBI's taxonomy places the organism in Eukaryota, Metazoa, Chordata, Mammalia, Rodentia, Castoridae. The record is from RefSeq and is a predicted model, not a curated record.
CCCCACCCAAGAUUCCAGAUGGCUGUAUCCCUGCCUGCAAAGGGCAGAGGGGCCAAAGCUCACCUUGGGUCUGACCAGUGCCUGCUGCCCAGCUCAGUGGCAUGACUCCAUGACCCUCAGCUGAGGCACAAAUGCAGCCAUGGUGGCCUUUGUGGCCAGCACUGAGCAGGGCCUAUCAGCUAUCUGCACAGCCUGUGGAGGUGGAACUCUGAGGACCAAUCACAGCCCACUUCCUGCUCUCUCCACCAAUCAGGAACAGGAGGGAAGGGGGUCUUAGGUUACCCCAAGCCUGGAGUGUGGCCCCAAGGGCAACCUCAGGGGACUGUGUGUUGAAAGGACAUGAGGGCAGCCCAGGGUGAGUUGCUGAGGGUCCAGGGCCAGCCUACCCUGUCUCCAGUGCUCUCCUGCCUUCUCUCAGCCCCUUGGAAUGCUGAUCAGGAACCAAGGUCCAGCCACAGAAUUCUUGCAGCCUCCAGACCAUGGCUGCUGGCCCAGUGGAACCCAGAGUCUGAACUCGGUCCCCUCCCCCAGUGUCCCCCAGGUUCACUCCUAAGGCCUGGCCCAGUUUCCUAGGGGAUAGGCUGGUUGGUCCAAGUGAAGAUGGGGGAAGGUGAGAGGGCACGGCCUUGGCUGGGCCACACUGGGGUAAAUCUCCAGUUGGCCCCUGACUCCAUUCUCAUCUUGGUCACUUCUCAGCUCCUCCAACCCCUCAGGGCCAUGGGACCCAAACACUGAGCUCUCUCCUCUUCUGACACCCAGUCUGUCAGAGUUAUUGAGCCGUCUGUCUCUACUCCCCAUGUGGGUCUCCUGCUCCCCUAUCCUGGGGACACUGGGCGGCACUGGGCCUUGCCCCAAGCUCCGCCUGCCACCUCACCCACUCCCUCUGGCUCCCUGGGGCAGAACUGUGCCCAGCCGGGUGGGGCGGGCCCAGGCUGCUCUAGCUCCUUCAGCCCUCUUUGUCCCUUUCAGGGAGCCAGCAGGCUGCACUAAAGAGGGUGCUGUCUCAGCCUUGGGUUCCCUACCCAGACUCCCUGCUCCUGACCCCGAACCCCCAAGCCUGGACCCUCUCCCCAAGCACAAUCAUGGCCUUGAGAGAAAAUGAUCAAAGCCAGUCUUCAAAGAAUGGCCUGAAGGAGAAGGUGCUGACGCUGGACACCAUGAACCCGUGUGUGCGGAAGGUGGAGUAUGCGGUGCGGGGCUCCAUAGUGCUGCGGGCUUUGGAGUUGGAGCAGGAGUUGCGCCAGGGUGUGGAGAAGCCCUUCACCGAGGUCAUUCGUGCCAACAUUGGGGAUGCCCAGGCCAUGGGGCAGAGGCCCAUCACUUUCUUUCGCCAGGUUCUGGCCCUCUGCGUCCACCCGGAUCUCCUGAGCAGCCCUGACUUCCCAGAUGAUGCCAAGAGAAGGGCCGAGCGCAUCUUGCAGGCAUGUGGGGGCCACAGCCUGGGGGCCUAUAGCAUCAGCUCUGGCGUCCAGCUGAUCCGAGAGGACGUGGCGCAGUAUAUUCAGAGGCGCGACGGAGGCAUCCCCGCAGACACCAACAACAUCUUUCUGUCCACGGGGGCCAGCGAUGCCAUUGUGACGGUACUGAAGCUACUGGUGGCCGGUGAGGGCCGCACGCGCACGGGCGUGCUCAUCCCCAUCCCCCAGUACCCGCUGUACUCGGCGGCUCUGGCCGAGCUGGACGCUGUGCAGGUGGACUACUACCUGGACGAGGAGCGCGCCUGGGCGCUCGACGUGGCGGAGCUGCGGCGCGCGCUACGCCAGGCGCGUGACCACUGCCGUCCACGCGCGCUAUGCGUCAUUAACCCCGGCAACCCAACCGGGCAGGUGCAGACCCGUGAGUGCAUCGAGGCCGUUAUCCGCUUUGCCUUCGAAGAGCGGCUCUUCCUGAUGGCUGACGAGGUGUAUCAGGACAACGUGUACGCCGAGGACUCGAGGUUCCACUCUUUCAAGAAGGUGCUCAUGGAGAUGGGGCCACCAUACGCAGCACAGCAGGAGCUCGCCUCCUUCCACUCGGCCUCAAAGGGCUACAUGGGCGAGUGCGGGUUUCGCGGCGGCUACGUGGAGGUGGUGAACAUGGAUGCUGAGGUGCAGCAGCAGAUGCUGAAGCUGAUGAGCGUCCGGCUGUGCCCGCCUGUGCCUGGCCAAGCCCUGCUGGAUAUGGUAGUUAGCCCGCCCGCUCCCUCCGACCCUUCCUUCGUGCAGUUCCAGGCGGAGAAGCAGGAGGUGCUCGCCCAGCUGGCAGCCAAGGCCAAGCUCACCGAGCAGAUGUUCAACCAGAUUCCUGGCAUCCGCUGCAACCCAGUGCAGGGCGCCAUGUAUUCCUUCCCUCGAGUGCAGCUGCCCCCACGUGCAGUGCAGUGCGCUAAGGAGCUUGGCCUGGCCCCAGACAUGUUCUUCUGCCUGCGCCUGCUAGAGGAGACCGGCAUCUGCGUGGUGCCUGGGAGUGGCUUCGGGCAGCGGGAGGGCACCUAUCACUUCCGGAUGACCAUUCUGCCUCCCAUGGAGAAGCUGCGGCUGCUGUUGGAGAAGCUGAGCCAUUUCCACACCAAGUUCACCCAGGAGUACUCCUGAGGAACCUGCUGGGGCCAUGCUGGGCUGCCCUGGACUGACUGCCCCAGUCUCCGGGGGUCUCUGAAGCCCUCAGGAGGAUUUAAUGCUGUCUGCGGAUUGGAAACCGGCCUCUGCAGGUCCCUAAUAAAGCUGGGUGCUGGUCUGAUGUCUUGCACAGCUGCAGAGAUGACUGCAGCCUUUACCCUACCUGACUGCCUUCCAGUAGGCUUGGGGAUUCCAUCCCAGGGACUCUCAGCCCAC